Messenger RNA from Lineus longissimus, 2227 nucleotides. RefSeq names its product methyl-CpG-binding domain protein 2-like. Gene Ontology annotation, biological process: DNA methylation-dependent constitutive heterochromatin formation; negative regulation of transcription by RNA polymerase II. The coding region runs from base 70 to 840 and encodes 256 amino acids. The transcript is spliced from 7 exons. NCBI's taxonomy places the organism in Eukaryota, Metazoa, Nemertea, Pilidiophora, Heteronemertea, Lineidae. Gene Ontology annotation, cellular component: nucleus. Gene Ontology annotation, molecular function: methyl-CpG binding. The record is from RefSeq and is a predicted model, not a curated record.
UUCGCGUGGUUUUCGUGUAAAAAGAAAGAAAAUUUUUGACAUUUUUCACGCAUUUCCAACGCCAUAAUCAUGUCCUACGAUUCAUCGAUGGACAUAAAAAAACGGACAGAUUGUCCAGGCCUUCCGAAAGGUUGGAAAAGAGAAGAAGUUAUUCGCAAAUGUGGCUUGUCUGCGGGGAAAACUGACGUUUAUUAUUACAGCCCAAAUGGAACGAAAAUAAGAAGCAAACCUCAGUUGGCGCGAUCUCUUGGUGAAUCAUUUGAUCUCAGUGCCUUUGAUUUCCGCACUGGCAAAAUAAUCAGUAAUCCACUCCGUAAAAGUAAGCGCAUGAGAGGAUCUACUUAUGACUAUGCACGAGGGAUUCGACAUGAUGCAGCUCUGGCCCUUCCUAUACGUCAGACAGCUUCCAUCUUCAAACAACCGGUCACGGUCAAAAGACACAAAACUAACAGCAAAACAAAGAUUGAGCUGAAGCAUGGCCCACAGGAACAACCAAAACAGUUAUUCUGGGAGAAGAGGUUACAUGGACUUCAUUCAUGCGACACAGACGAAGAGAGAUUUAAACCAAUGACGCUGCCAAGAAAUAUACAAGGUGUUGGCCCAGAGCUGAGCAACGAGAAUCUUCUCCACAGUAUUGCGGCUGCCCUUCACCUAAGCAACCAACCAGUUACUGGCCAAACUGCAUCAAAACCUUUACUUGUAAAAAAUCCGGGAGUACAUGUCAAUGCUGAUCAGCCUAUGAUACAAUCGGUGUUUAUCAACGAUGAUGAUAUUCGACGACAAGAACAAAGAGUGUUGGAUGCACGGCGGAAAUUACAACAAGCACUCAAGUCUCAUUAGAUCUGGUCGUCCAGGUGGAUAUCAAGGUAAAUGUCUACACUCUGCUAUUUCAUUGGAAUCAAUUUUCUAAAUACACAUGUGUAUGGAUGGACACUGCCAAAUUACUGGAAAAUGUGUAAUUUUGGCCUGGAAUGAAUAAAUGACUUGGAAAUUAGAGAGUGGUAAAUGGUACUCUGGAAAUGACACACUUCUAUUUCAAAGGAGCGGAAAUCUGGAUCAAAUCAAAAUUGGACAGUGUUGGACAAUGGAACCCGGGGUGAAAUAUUGGAAAAACUGGAGAAAAGGAUUAUUUCUGGCUGGAUAGUCUGUGCAUUAAACACAAACUCUGUCUCAUUCAAAUUUUUAGACCCUAUUUGUAUGAAGUGCCUAUCUGGAUGCACAUGUGUACUUUUAAUGCUUCAGAUCAUGUAAGAAGGAUUUGAGGACUUCCAAGACUUGUGAACUCUGUAUGAACAUGAAUAAUGCAUUUCAAAUUUGGCCUUAAGCUGCACUGCCUUCAUCCAUUACAGGGUUCAUGAUGAUGCAUGUGCCAACUCAUUUCUGUAACAUUGAAAGAGAAAGUUGAGAGAAGGAGCAAUGCUUGUAAAAGUCUUGGAUUGGAAGUCUGAUGUCCUGAGUUCAUUUUCUGAAGUUCUGGAAAGUGUAAUACUUUCUUGAAAACAUUUUGUGCAUGCGGUUUUGUAAUUGUAGUAAAUACCAGCUGCUUUCUCUAAGCAUUUGUUUUGAAAUGCAUUUAUAUCCCUUUGGGUGCUUCUACACGAGAGACUUGGUUGACCCUAAGACAUUUACAUGUCUUGAAUUUGGGUACAAGUUACUCUCGUGAUAACUUGAGACAGCUGACAAACAUGACUGAGGAUCAAGAACCAUUCGUGCUUGAGACCUCUCAUGUAUGACAGUGUCCAGUUACCCUUGCAACAUGCAUGUACAGAACAGUACAUAUUUGAGCUGUGUAGUCUCAAAAUCAAAUAAUGAUUGUGCAUGUGCAACCUACAUGUAUCCCCAAGGUCUUAAUCAUGAAGUACAUGUACUGUAGACGUUCCCCAUUCGUCAAAAGACAUUGAAGGCCCCUGUCAGAGAGGCAGACUCCAGCCUCUGCAAGAUUUUAUCUGUGCUAUUUGCUUUAUCUACAUGAAAUCAAUCGAGGGAACUGAGAGGUGUCACAGACAGUUCCCAAUAUAUUUACUUAGAUCUAGAGGUACAAAUUGUUACAGAAGUUCCAAAAUUUCCCAAUACACCUGGGGGGUUUUUCUUGAAAAGAACGCCCUAUUGUUUUUUACAUAUUAGAGAGCCAUUGAUAAAUAUUGGACAUCGAAGGAGUAUGUCUGUAUCGAUGUACCACGUCAUAUUGUUAUUUCAUGUUUGUAUCAUAAAACAAUAAAAUAUUUAA